Molecule: messenger RNA, 3816 nt
Organism: [Torrubiella] hemipterigena
Lineage: Eukaryota; Fungi; Ascomycota; Sordariomycetes; Hypocreales; Clavicipitaceae
Source: the annotation of a GenBank genome assembly
CUGUGGUUGCACUUCCUCUUUCUUCCCUUCAACACCAAACAACCACCAACGAAACCGCUAAAAGGGUGGAUUUUGGGCUUUGUUUCCUUCUUACCCCUCUUCUUGAUUCUUAAAAAAAGAAACAGACAAAACCGACUUGUCUCCCAUUUUGUAAACACCACAACGGUCGACCCAUGAUCUUGCAAUCGUCAACAUGUCGUCAACAGCGUGGCCUCCGCCACUUCGCCAGCCAACCGCAGAAAUAAUUAAAGAAGAAGAUACUGGUCUGACCCAGUCGCUUAGCCAGCUUUCUCUCAAAGUUCCUCCUUCUCCUCCGCAGAUUGUCGAGUCCAAACCGAGAACCAGAUCCAAGUCGCGACACUCAUCUGCCUCCCCUCGCCGCGCUCGAAGCCCGUCCCAUGGCCGCCACUCCAGAGCUUCGACCCCGCCACUGUUGCGCAAAGCGUCUAUGAACUCGCUGCACUCGGCCAAUGGCGGGAAAACCUCUAGACGAUCUAGCUUUGCCCGCGGUGUGUCGCCUUCUGCAGCCAAGUCGCCUGUACUUGGCCAGGAGGAGCAGAAGCCCCCCAUGACACCGAGCUCGGUAGCUAGCGCAUACUUUGAAGCUGAGCUUGCUGCCCACCAUGGGCCAGAGGCGACCCUCCCGACCGAAACUGUAGUUAUUCUGCACGACUCUGUCUACGGCCACCGCUGGUCUCGACCCCGAACGUCUCGAAGCGUCUUGAGCACCAUCGUGGAGCGACCCGAACGUAUAAAGGCAAGCGUCCUUGGUGUCUCCAUGGCCUAUGUUCGGCUGGGAGACCGCCAUGCCGACGGCGCAUACCCAGCGAACCCCAAGAGCGAUGUCUAUGCGCUCCCCAGGAUCCCGUUCCGUGUACAAAAGACAACUCGCCGCAUUCCACUUACAUCGCAGGCGGUGACCAAUGUCCACGGCACAAAAUGGAUGGAUGAGCUCAAAUACAUGUGUGAGACGGCUGAAUCCGUGCUCGCCAUGGGAGGCAAAGAGCUUCAGCGUCCUGAUAUUGAGCGUGACGAGCCUGCGCAAAAGUUCCAUGAGGGAGACUUGUACCUCUGUGGGGAGUCCCUGGAUGCCAUGGAGGGAGCACUAGGAGCGGUAUGCGAUGCUGUCGAUAUCGUCAUGGAUCCUAAUACGCCAUCUACUCGAGCCUUUGUCGGCGUCCGACCUCCUGGCCAUCACUGUUCUGCAGCACACCCGUCUGGCUUCUGCUGGGUUAACAAUGUCCACGUAGGAAUCAUGCACGCCAUUCUCACCCACGGCCUAACACACGCUGCCAUUAUCGAUUUCGACUUGCACCACGGUGACGGCUCUCAGGCCAUUACCUGGGAGCACAACUCGCGGGCACAUUUCGCAAACAAGAGCUUGGCAUCGUGGAAGAAGACGUCCAUUGGCUACUUUAGUUUGCACGAUAUCAACUCGUACCCCUGCGAGAUGGGCGACGAGGAAAAGGUCAAGAAUGCUAGUUUGUGUAUUGAUAAUGCUCACGGGCAGAGCAUUUGGAACGUCCAUCUGCAGCCCUGGAAGACGGAAAAGGAAUUCUGGGAAAUCUACGAAACAAAGUACUCGAUUAUUCUCGAAAAGACCCGGGCGUACUUGAAGCUCCAGGCCCAGCGCGUACGAGACGACCACCAGGUGCCAAAGGCAGUCAUUUUCUUCUCGGCAGGAUUUGAUGCCAGCGAGUGGGAGAGCGCCGGCAUGCAGCGACACCAAGUCAACGUUCCGACCGAAUUCUAUGCCAGACUUACACAGGACAUCGUCAAGAUUGCAUCAGAGGAGGGUUUAGGUACCGACGGCAGAGUUAUCAGUGUCUUGGAAGGCGGAUAUAGCGACCGAGCACUGUUCUCUGGAACCUUUAGCCAUCUAAGUGGUCUUGUCGCUGACCAAACAGCAAAGGCUGCCGUACCGGAUCUGGGUUCAAGUCUAGCUGUGGAAAUGAGCCAGAAGCUUGGUACUGCCACAGUGGACGUUGCUCCAGUCGCAGUCAAGGACGAGAUCGGCGGUGCUUCGCUUCACAAGUACGAUCCUAGCUGGUGGUCAAGCGCCGAGCUAGAUAAGCUGGAGGAGCUCAUGGCGAACCCUGCCUCACCGCCGCGCAAGCCCAGAACUUCAGAGACACCAGCCUAUUUCACGCCCACAGCAGCAUCUGCCGCUCGCGUGGUCGACCCUGUCCGCAUGCGAAGAAGCUUGUCUGGCCUUUCGGCGAACCGCCCCAAGAUUGUGGCGCGACCCAUGUCUCCAGUUGCGCCAGAGGUGCCGUGGAUGGUGGCUGCGCACGAGCUUUCCAAGCUGCUCAUUCCGUCGGAACGCCAGACAGACAGCUGCAGAGCAGAAGAGCUCAACGCAGAGGCAUCCAAGGCUAGGCGAGAGAAGCAGGCAACUCUUCUGGGCAUUACUCCCAUGCCGUCCAUGCCAGAAGCACCUCCAGCCAAGAUGGCGCUGCGAGAACGCAAGGCACGCGCAUUUGGAUCGAUUGACGGUGAACUAGACGGCCAGCGCAGCGCCUACUCUACCCCUCGACGAGCAUCGGCCAAGACGCCCAAGCCUAAGAACGCCGACGCUGGCUGCACACCCCGACCAUCCUCAUCGGACGGACCUAGAACGGCUAGCAGAAGAUCCAGCCGCCGCCUCAGUGCCACACCUGGGCCGUUUAGCCCUGACAGAGAACAGGAACCCGUUCCUCCUCUUCCCCAAAAUGUUGACCAGCUUGCAAACAAUGCUUCACGGCCUGAAUCUGCAGCAGCCGGCGAUCUAAAAAAUAUCACGGUCAAGAAGACUAGAAGUAAAUCGCAGACUCGCAAGGAGACGACGGCAGCACCCAAGACACCCCGAACGAACCGCCGGGCAACAACACCCACCAGCAAGGCCAAGACAGCCGCUAGAGCGCGUGCUGGUCCUCCAUCAGACGUACCUCCUGUGCCUGCCUCGGAGCCUCCCAACCCCAGCGUUGAUAAGAUUACGACGGGAAUGAAGAAGAUUAAGAUUAACUUGAUUACCCAGGCACAAAAGGAAGCGCGCGCCCGCAACCGACAGCAGUCAGAGGGCAAGGAGGAGCUUGGUAAGCCCAAGAUUCAAGUCGACACCUCUCGCCGCGGUAGAUCUAGCGCAAGUGCGGAGCCGACAUCCUCGAGCACAGUAGACGCGACAGCCUCGGACCGUAGCUUCCUCUCACGCACCACUUCAGACAUGUCUUCGCCGGCGUUGGACUACAGCCCAGCAGACAUGUCGUCACCACUUGGUCCCAAGGGCGACAAUGGGCGAUUCACCAAGUCCGUGUCCCCGUCCGACUUCAUCGCGUACCAGCCUGACGGCCCAGACCCUGUGAUUGUGAGCCGGGAAGAGCCGCUGCAGUGGCUUGCGCCUAACACGGCAACGCCAUCGGCCAACACGCCCGUAGGAACACCAAUUCCCGCCAAGAAGAAUGGCCUGUUUCAGUAUGCAGCGGGAAUCCCGUUUGCGCCGCGAGCCAACGGCAACACAGAGCGCAAUGACCAGCCGGCGAGCGGCGACCUGAAGGUGAAGAGAGAGCCGACUGCGUAGGAGCAGAUUCUCUGCCAAGAAUGGCACAGUUACGAAUAGACCUAAUGAAACGAUACCUUGUACCUUGCUUGCUUUUGUAGGCGGUGUGGUGCGUGGCGUGACGAGGCGUUUGAUAUUUGUAGUUUUUUUCUUUAGAUGUUUUGACAGCGCCAGGAGGAUGCAAUGAGGGGAAAAUGAAGAAGGAAGAAUGGAGGAAUUGUGUGGAGAGUAGACUUUUUUGUGUUUCUUACACCAGUAGAAUAUAAUUACUAUUUAUUUUU